Molecule: messenger RNA, 952 nt
Organism: Cynoglossus semilaevis (tongue sole)
Lineage: Eukaryota; Metazoa; Chordata; Actinopteri; Pleuronectiformes; Cynoglossidae
Exons: 4
Coding region: 122-883 (253 amino acids)
Source: RefSeq, a predicted model, not a curated record
ACACAUUUGAAUCUGGUGUGAAUGGAGGCUCCGCCCUCUUGACCAGGUGUCGACGAUGUUAAUCAGAGUAUAAAAGCAAACUGAACAGCAGCAUCAUCAUCUCCUCCAGUCUCCUCCUGUCAUGUUGCUGAAAGGGUGUGUAAGGGUUUCUUGGGUCUGUCUGCUGUUCUUCAGCACAGCUUCAUGUUAUCCUGUGAACCAAGCAGCCUUCAAUCAUCCUCAAGCACGGAGCUGGUUCUCAGGUGGCACUAAUUCACCGUCUGAUGGCCUGAGUCAACCAGGCUCUGCUGUUGGCCAGAAUCCUCCACCUGCUGUCUUCUAUCUUCCUGGUGUCCCAUCCAAAGGUGUAGGUCAAGUUCAGCCUCCACCCAGCCCAGGGAAGACACCAGAGGUUCAGUCUGGUUCUACCUCCAAUGAAGGUUCUCCAGGUGUUCCUCAGCCUGCAGAUUCUGCUUCGGUGUACGUUGGUUACAACUAUGGCUCCCACUAUGCUGCAGCCCCUGACGGUGGUCAACCUGAACCUGACGCUGCUGAGAACACAGACAGUGCAGAACCAGCAUCUCCUGAAGUCCAGCAGCCACAGGAUGAAGGUGGGGCUGGAGUUGUUGACGUGAACAGCUGGUUUCUGUCUCGUCCCUUCCCGGACUUCACAGUUUGGGAUUCCAGUCCUGUAGGAGCAGCAGAGUUUGUGAGUGAGACGUCUCCUCCUCUACCUUCAUCCUACAUCAUCCAGUCCAACAGUGGUUACCAGCGGCUACGAGAGUUCCUCUCCCACACAAAGUACACUCCAGACUACUACAUUCCAGUUGACAGUGAACCACCAGUCCUCCCUCCUGCUGACCCCUCCAGUAAAGCUACUCCUGAUGUGAAAGGAACUCCAUAGAGGAGAAUGGAAGGGUGACCUUUGACUUUUUUGGCACCAUGUGAUUCAGAAAUAAAAGCUUAAACAGAA